Messenger RNA from Spea bombifrons (plains spadefoot toad), 1418 nucleotides. It is a transcript of the gene TBATA, whose product is annotated as thymus, brain and testes associated. The transcript has 11 exons. The coding region runs from base 246 to 1250 and encodes 334 amino acids. The record is from RefSeq and is a predicted model, not a curated record. NCBI's taxonomy places the organism in Eukaryota, Metazoa, Chordata, Amphibia, Anura, Pelobatidae.
GCUUCACAGAAGGAACCACAGCUCUUGUCAGACGCCUGAUCUAACAAGGAGAUACCUGUACGGUCCUGUGAGCAUAGUGCAAGAAGACUAAAAUGGCAAAUGUCACGAUAGCCUCCCAACCAGUCCUACGCCAAACACAGACCCUCUAACGUGACAUUAUAUGACCCUGCUGAACUCCACACCACGACCAGAUUGUUGGUUUUCAUGACAUAAAGAGAGUUAAUCAUAUUGCAUCAAAAGACUCAAUGGAGGAGCUGAAGAACCCGGUUUCAGGACUUUUUAAAAGUAAUGACAUUGCAACUAUAACAGAGAAGCUAGAAAACCUUGCCCAGAACACACCUCUACGGUUUAGUGCAGAAGCAAUGAGACCCCCAACCAAAAGCAGCUCUCGAUUUGGUAACCUAAGCAAUCAUUCAUUCUUCUCGAGACACAAUCCCCAUCCUCACCGAGUGACACACAUUCAAGGACUUAAUGGAAUCCCAAUUUGUAUGGUGAAUGAUGAUUGGUCAGUGACUUCUCCACUCUAUCCUCAUCCAAUGAUUAGAAGUCAAUUGUCCACCAACUUGCUAGGUAUACCCUGCAGCAUGCCAAUAGGAGAUCCGCAUGGAAACAAGGUCCCAUUCCUUACAGCUGCAAGUUCCAUAUCUGAAGCCUGGAGGGAAGAGUUGAGAGAGCUUGCAGCCAAAGUAUCUACUUCUGACAAGCAGGCAGACAAGAAGGAGGCAGAAGAACCCAGAAGAACCACACAAUACUCAGCAGAAACAGGGCGCAUUAUUCCAUCUUCAUCAAGGGCAAUGACUCGCCAAGCAUCCCGCAAAGCGCAUCGUAACAGUAAUGGCAAAGGAAAAAGUACUGCUGCAGUCUUCCAAGAUCAGGAACUACUGAUCUUGGAACUUCUGUGUCAGAUUCUACAAACUGAUUCUCUUUCCACGAUUCAACAGUGGCUGCUAUCAGCUGGACAAAGAGAGAAGGACCUUGUGAUGGCCAUGAUCCAGACGGCAACUGCCAACAUGCAGUUCAACUCACAUACAGUUGGGAGAUCCAUGGAUGAUAGGCUUCACUCUCAAGCUGCACUUGGACUGCUUUCAAGAGAUGAGUACCUCCAGAGGAAAAAUCUGAACAGUUGCAACAAACAUAGACAAGAGCCUAUCGCUGAGGAAGAUAAACCAGAACAUAUUGGCUCAGCUCAAGUUCUUCAGAUUCAUUCAUCAGAAGAUGAAAAUGAGAACAAGCCUGGUUCAGCCAAAUAAUACAAUUCUGGAUAACAUGUGGUCUCCUUGAAAUAUCUACUGUUAUAAAAUGUACGACAAGUGCUUAUACUAGAUUUUAUGUCUCGUGCAAAAGCAUACACAUAUGGUAAUCUGAUAUUGUUUGUUAUCAGACAACAGAAAUACUCUGAAAUAAAAUGACAUAUUAUA